UCAGGUCUAGAGGAAGGAGUCUAAUCCCUUAGAGUGGUUUAUGAUCUGAUUUCUCUGUUUACUCCAAUUCUCAAACACUCCAUAUUUUUUAAACUGUUUUCCGAAUAAAGUACGUGCAUAUGUUUUCUUCUUUUCCCAGUUCAUUGGCAGUAUUAAACUAAAACUGAAAAUAAGGAGCAGCAUCCAAAGAUAAAAGUUUUGUGAAACUAGGUAUCCAAGCAGCCAAAAGACAACAGUGGCCAAAAAUGUUAACAGUACCCUUUUCUUUACACCUGUGCUGGUAUGUAAAGAAUGAUUUGGGGGCCAUUGCUAAUUUCUGAAGACCAAUUGCUGAGCAAUUGUUUUCCUCACUAGAUUUUUUUUUAAUUACCUUAGAGGUAAGUGAUGGUAGAAUGUGGCAACAAAAAGGAUUGUGCCCCUGUUUGUAAAUGCUUGUGAUUUGUAGUAUAUCCCUUCAAUCUGUGUACUUCGAUGCUGCUGCUUGCUGUACAUCAGUCAGUGGGAAGCACCUUUAAAUCUAUAGUACGUUAUGAUGCUACAAAGUACACGUCUCCUUGUUACCACAGCCUUAUACUAGCUAAAAGUGCAGACAGAAGUGUACAAGACUCAAGUCUAUAACUGAUCCACUCUUUUUAUGACAUGGAUCACAACUCUGGAGGACAAGUCUCACGAGGAUCAGCUGAGGGAGCUCGGGGGAGGGGGGGAGGGGUUCAGCCUGGAGAAAAAAGUUCAGAUGUAACCUGCUUCAAAGGAGGUUGGAGCCAGGUGCGAGUCGGCCUCUUCUCCCAGGAAACAGGAUGUGAGGAUGUGGCCUUAAGCGGCUGCGCGGGAGGUUCAGGUUGGAUAUCAGGAGAAAUUUCUUGGCAGGGAGGAUGAUUAGACAUUGGAAUGGGCUGCCCAGGGAAGCGAUGGAGUCACUGUACCUGGAGAUGUCUAAGGGAAGAUUGAACAAUGAUACUCACAGUGGUAUUUGGUCAUAGGUUGGACUCGAUCUGAGAGGUCUUUUCCAACCUAAUUAAUUCUGUGACCAUCUGAGGCACUAACAGCCCUUAGCAUCGCUAGAAGCAGGCACUGGAUGAUUUUGGAGGUGAUCUGACAGCGUAAGGAGUGGUCUUUAACCGCUUCUAGAUAAUUUUUAAACCACCUUUUCCUCUGAUCGUGUAUUUUUGGAUUGUUCAGUACAACACAGAAGGUGCAAUGUAACAUUGUUCCGAGAGAACUGUGUGUCUUUUCGUCUGUAGGUGUGCACCCAGAAGCUAUGCGUUUUCAUUCCCGGCGCCCGCAGCUCUCUCCGUUCUGGGUACUGCGCGUCGUCACCCGUGCGGGGAGGGCGAGCCGGGCCCACACCCGCAGCCCUGGGGGCUUCCCCGUCACAGCCCGCCCGCCGCUCAGCGCCUCUCCGGCCGCUCGCAGCCAAUGGCAGCUCAGGACACAAACGCGCCGGCGUGUGUCCGGAGCGCGGAUUGGUUGGUCCAGUUUGCGCGGGCGCGGCUCGGCAGGGGGGCGGUGCCGGAGCCGUGAGGGAGAGGUCGCCAUGCUACGGGAGCUGCGGCGGCGCUGGCGUUCCUAUAGGUACCGCUUCGUACCCUGGCUCGCCCUCAACUUCCGCCGCCAUCGCAGGACGCUUCGAUAUGUUCCUGAAAGCUCUCAAGACAAAAUUAUUGCUGAUGAAGAUGUCUUUGAAACACUACUGAAAACAUUUAAAGCUCUGUUCAUAAAUGACUUCAGUAAACAAGCAGAUAUUCUGGCCUUACUUCCGGAAGUCAAGUGCCAAUAUCUGGAAUUACUUACUGUGGAGCAGAAGCGGUUGAAAGUAAAUUCUUGUAACCGUCAGGGUCAGCGCAUGUUUAGUCCUGAGGAAGUUUUGUUUAACACACUUGGGUUCACUGUUAGCAGAGACAGGAGUUCGCUGGUGUCUGCUGGAACUGGAGUCUUUGUUACCAAAGGUUUUGUACCGAAAGGGACGGUUGUGUCUAUGUAUCCUGGUACAGUAUACAGAAAGCAUGAGCCCAUCUUUUUCCAGUCCCUUGGCAAUCCCUUUAUUUUUAGGUGCAUUGAUGGUGUGUUUAUUGAUGGGAACGAUAAAGGACUGUCAAGAUCAGUGUACAGGUCUUGCAGCAGAAGAGAUCAACUUGGCCCUUUUCAAAUGAGUGAUGAGAGCUGGCUCACAGCCACCCUGCAAAACCCACUGGCAGUGGGACAAUACGUCAACAACUGCUCACAUGGUAAGUUGACAGAAAAAACAGCAAACGUGUGUUACCAAGAGUUUGACGUGCCAGGACAUUUUCCAGUAGAAUUGAAACAAUAUCUUCCAAACAUCGUCUACAGCCAUGACAUAGAGAGCCACUUGAGGUGUGUAGUUCUUGUCACUCUCAGAGACAUCAAGCAAGGAGAAGAACUUUUUUCAAAUUACUACACUGUUGUCAGCUGAAUUAAUAGAUUCAAAACUGAAGAAAUCUGUGUCAAUAAAAUAUGUAUGGUGCCUGUA
Messenger RNA from Vidua macroura (Pin-tailed whydah), 2488 nucleotides. It is a transcript of the gene SETD9, whose product is annotated as SET domain containing 9. The transcript is spliced from 6 exons. Gene Ontology annotation, molecular function: protein binding. NCBI's taxonomy places the organism in Eukaryota, Metazoa, Chordata, Aves, Passeriformes, Viduidae. The record is from RefSeq and is a predicted model, not a curated record. Bases 1259 to 2431 code for a protein of 390 amino acids.